AUGCUGCUGACCGCUUGCUUGUCUAUUUGUACAUCGUACACUACACAAUCUGUCUCGGACCCCUGGUUUGACAAGAUUGAACUUGCAUAUUUGAUGAGCCGCACUACGUAUCCGUACACCGAUAGCACGAAGCGUCCCAAAAGGGAUCUUCCGUAUUCCGGCUACUCGACCCUGAGAAGCCGGGAUGGCAUUUCAGCUCGGUUAUCGCAGAGCUCAUAUCCAUGGACUAGCAGAUUCGCAGUAUCGUCAACCAGCCCCCUCGCAAAUCAUCUUCUUGGAAACAUGGACUUCGUCUUCUCCCUUGUUUGCUGUUCUAUCUAG
Molecule: messenger RNA, 321 nt
Organism: Colletotrichum lupini
Lineage: Eukaryota; Fungi; Ascomycota; Sordariomycetes; Glomerellales; Glomerellaceae
Exons: 2
Coding region: 1-321 (106 amino acids)
Source: RefSeq, a predicted model, not a curated record